Molecule: messenger RNA, 495 nt
Organism: Nematolebias whitei (Rio pearlfish)
Lineage: Eukaryota; Metazoa; Chordata; Actinopteri; Cyprinodontiformes; Rivulidae
Gene: med9
Product: mediator complex subunit 9
Exons: 2
Coding region: 30-332 (100 amino acids)
Biological process (GO): regulation of transcription by RNA polymerase II
Cellular component (GO): mediator complex
Molecular function (GO): transcription coregulator activity
Source: RefSeq, a predicted model, not a curated record
UAAAAGAUCUGCGCCGCGGAACGCAAAGAAUGAUGGCGGUGGCUCAACCAAAGCUCGAGAAGGAAACCGAAGAUUGUUCUUUGUUGCCUUCAGUUCAUGAUAUUAUAAAAUGCAUGGACAAAGACAGCCAGGAUGUCCAUCAGGAGCUGGCAAAGCUGAAGGCAAAGAUCCAGGAGGCUCGGGAGCAGAUCUCCAACAUGCCGGGGAUUGACAGCAGUCCACAGGAGCAGCAGCAGCAGCUGACCACACUGAGAGAGCAGGUCCGCACCAAGAACCAGCUGCUGCAGAAAUACAAAAGCCUCUGCAUGUUUGAUGUGCCCAAAGCAUCAUGAGGCUGAAGACUGCUGCGAUGACCAAGGACUUCAUCAUUACCAAUACAAACACAGACACAAGAUGGACAUUAACUAAAAAGGGGCAGGUUUAUCUUUCAGCUGCAUUGAACUGAGAUGUUUUUGAACAUCUGGUAUUUUUUUUUUGUUGAUAUUUCAUAAGAGU